AUGGCGAAACGAGACCUCACCUCGUUCAUCGAGUUUCAAACCAAUCUCUCAUCAGGGUCGUCAUUUCAAACCAAGAAACAAAAAUUAACUCCAACAUGGACAAAUGAUGAUGGAAAUAUUCGGAUGAUCCUUGUUGAUUUUUCAACUUGUUUAUUUCAUCAUGAUGAUGAAAAUUAUGAACACACUCGGAAUGAAGAAUUGUUAUUGAAAAAGAAAUUCUCAUGGCAACAAGAAGGCAAAAAGAAAUGGCUUUUGAACCGGGAAUUGCAAUAUUAUAACUUCUUUCCAGUCGAAUUUAUGAAUGAUCGUGAAUUUGUGUUGAAUCAUAUCAAAAAGUAUGGAUAUGGACUGAAAUUUGCAUCCACACAAUUAAAACGAGAUCGAGAAUUUGUUUUGAAAGUGGUUCAACAAAAAGGUUCAGAGUUACAGUAUUCCUAUGAAGAUAUUCGCAACGAUAAAGAAGUGGUAUUGACAGCCACAAAGGAAAAUGGUGUAUCAUUUAGAUGUGCUUCAUUAGCGCUUCAAAAUGACAGGGAAUUUGUGUUGGAAGUUGUGAGACAGAAUGGAAUGGCUCUUCUGUGGCACCAUAAAUUUGAAAAGGACAAAGAAGUUGUGCUCACUGCUGUCAAACAAAAUGGAACUGCAUUGGCAUCGAUCAUCUACGACAGAUCACAAAAUUCAAAUUGGUAUGAAACCAUUGCAUUGGAGGCAAUCAAACAAGAUAAGAAGGCACUUCAAUAUGUUUCAGAAGAAUUCCUUCACAAUCAAGAUUUCAUGUUACAAGUUCUCAAAUUAAUAUUUCCAGAAGAAGUAGUUCAAGAAUUUGGAUUUUUACUUGAAUUUGUGUCAAGUGAACUCAAACAUGAUCGAGAUGUUGUUUUGAAUGCAGUUAAAAAUGAUGGUAUUUCACUUCGAUUUGCAUCAGAAACUUUGAGAAAUGACAAAGAAAUUGCAUUACUGGCUGUCAUGCAAGUUGGUUGGGCAUUAGAAUAUGUCUCUUCAGAUUUGAAAGGAGACAAAGAGGUUGUGUUGGCUGCUGUGAAUCAAAAUGGAUAUGCUCUUCAAUAUGCAUCAAAAGAGUUGAGGAAUGAUCGAGAAGUAGUCUUGACUUCAGUAACUCACGAUGGAUAUUCUUUGUGUUAUGCUUCAAAUGAGAUGAAGCAAGACAGACAAGUUGUGUUGACAGCUGUAAAACAAAGGUGUGAGGCCAUUGAAUUCGCAGAUGAUGAAUUGAAAAAAGACGAAGAAAUUGUGUUGGAAGCUGUCAGACGAGAUUUCAAUUGUUUUCAUUAUAUUUCAAGGAAAUUAUUUUGUGACCAAUCAUUCUUGUUGAAAGCAGCAAAAUUCUGUGGUAACACACUUCUACGAUAUACACCCAAAGAAAUUACAGAUGAUCAUGAAUUUAUGGUGAAACUUCGAGAAGAAAUCAAAAGACCUGGAUUUGCUUCAGAGUACAGUGACGAAUUAUAUCGUGAAAGAAUGGAAUACUUUUAUUAUGGAGUUUAUUUGGGAACGAUGUGUAGAAGGUAA
This is a messenger RNA of Naegleria lovaniensis, 1530 nucleotides long. RefSeq lists its product as uncharacterized. Bases 1 to 1530 code for a protein of 509 amino acids. Lineage: Eukaryota; Heterolobosea; Eutetramitea; Acrasida; Naegleriidae. The transcript is spliced from 2 exons. The record is from RefSeq and is a predicted model, not a curated record.